Molecule: messenger RNA, 4272 nt
Organism: Cuscuta campestris
Lineage: Eukaryota; Viridiplantae; Streptophyta; Magnoliopsida; Solanales; Convolvulaceae
Source: the annotation of a GenBank genome assembly
GCCUUUUGAGCUUUGAAGAAGAAGAAGAAGGAGAAGAAGAAGUGCUUUAGCAGCCUGUGCUUCAAAAACCCUAGCAGAAAUGGUGUUCAAAGGCCGUUUUUUCUCUUCCAGGAAACACGAAACUUCCAGCACAGAUGGAUCCUCCAAUAGCCCGCGCUCCGUCGGGUCGAAUUCUCCGAUCCGAACCGACAAAAAGAAGGCGGCGAAGCCUGGCUCUACUUCCAAGGACACCAUCUCCCCCAGCACUUCGUCUCCGAUUUCCAGUUUAGCUGCUAGCUUCAGGGAUAAGAAGAAGGAUGUUAAGGGCAAGGGUUUUACAUCCGGGAGCCCUGGUUCCAGUUCAGGAGGAAGGGAUAGCUUAGGUUCUUCGGAGCUUAAGAGAUCCGGGUCGGCCGAGAUUAAGAAGGGAGUAGGCACGCCGUCUUCUCUGUCUGCUUCACCGAUUUUGGCGUCUUCCUUAGGGUUACGCAAGAUUAAGACGCGAUCUGGGCCUUUGCCUCAGGAGAGCUAUAAGGGGAGUGUUUUGGGUGCUAGUAACUUGUCCAAGCCUGGUAGAGCUGAUGGGAAAUCGAGUUUGUGGUCGGGAAAGAAGACUGCUGUGGUGAAGGAGGAAAAGAAAGCACCUGAAAGUUCGGUGUGGGCUGAUAACGGUAGCAAUUCGGAUAGCAUGUCAACUGAGAGUGCACCUUCCAGGGAACAGAGCCCGCACGUCACUGGUCCAUCUAGACUGCAGAAUGGUGAACUUUCUUCUGAAGCAGUUCAGCUCAAUUCUUCUUGGGGUGAGUCUGGUGACCACCAGAUUCUGGAUGAUUACAGUCAAGAUAAGACACCUUAUGAAUGCGAUUAUCCAAAGGAGUCCGAGUCUCCACGCUUUCAAGCUAUACUUCGCCUAACAAGUGCACCUAGGAAAAGGCAUCCUGGUGAUAUCAAAAGUUUUUCCCAUGAGCUGAAUUCUAAAGGUGUACGACCUUUUCCGUUUUGGAAGCCCCGUGGUUUAAAUAACUUGGAGGAGGUUUUAAGUAUGAUAAGGACAAAGUUUGAUAAAGCAAAAGAGGAAGUGGAUUCUGAUCUUCAUAUCUUCGCAGCAGAUUUGGUUGGAAUUUUGGAAAAGAAUGCAGAAACUCACCCUGAAUGGCAGGAAACAAUUGAAGACUUGCUGAUUUUGUCUAGAAGCUGUGCAUUGGCAUCACCUGGUGAGUUCUGGCUUCAGUGUGAAGGAAUUGUUCAGGACUUGGAUGAUAGGCGGCAGGAGCUUUCUGCUGGUAUGCUAAAGCAACUUCAUACUCGAAUGCUCUUUAUACUCACAAGAUGCACACGGUUGCUUCAGUUCCAUAAAGAAAGCAGUUUUGCUGAGGAUGAACCUGUCUUGCUACUUCGAAAAUCUUUACAGCCCACAGAUAAACAUGUAUCGGGAAUCAUGGGAAAGGAUAGGAAGUCAGCUAGUGCCAUAAAGGCCUCCAAGGCACCUCCUACUAGAAAAUCUUACAGUCAGGAGCAGCAUGGCUUGAAUCGAAAAAUAGAUCAUUCUGGAACACCAGGUAUUUUUCAGUCUCGUGCAGUUGUGUCUGAGAAAAACCUAGGUGCUGAUAUUGGAAAGAAUCGCUUGGAUUCUGGGAAGAAGCUAUCUAUUCCUGCAGGGAGAAGUCCAAAAGAAAUUCCCACGUUAAAGGAGCAUGAUAACUUUGAGACUGCACACUCUUUAAUGAACAAAAGAGGUGCGUCGGAUGUAGAUCUUGUUAAACAUCAAGAGCCUUCUUCUCGUAGAGAUUCUCAAGAACACGUAUCUGGAUCUUCCAAACAUCAGCACAAACUUUCUUGGGGUUACUGGGGAGACCAACAUAAUAUUUCCGACGAGUCCUCAAUAAUUUGUCGCAUUUGUGAGGAGGAGGUUCCAACUUUGCAUGUGGAGGAACACUCUAGAAUUUGUACGAUUGCUGACCGUUGCGAUCAAAAUGGUUUUAGUGUCAAUGAGCGCUUGCUUAGGAUUGCUGAGACUCUUGAGAAGCUAAUUGAACCAUUGUCACAGAAGGACUUUCAGGCAGCUGUUGGAAGUCCAGAUGGUGCAAAAAUAUCAAACUCAAACAUAAAUGAAGGAUCUGAUGUUCUCUCUCCAAAGCUUAGUGAUUGGUCUCAUAGAGGUUCAGUGGACAUGCUUGAAUGUUAUCCUGAAGCAGAUAAUUCUGCUUUUAUGGAUGAGCUCAAUGGCAAUCCUUCCAUGUCAUUUAAAACACGCUUUGGACCCAAGUCUGAUCAGGGAAUGACAUCAUCUUCUGCAGGCAGUAUGACUCCUAGGUCACCGUUGCAUACACCGCGGUCCAGCCAGACAGACCUGUUGUUGUACUCUAAAGGGUGUUUCUCCGAGCAUGACGAUCUCCCUCAGAUAAAUGAACUUGCUGAUAUUGCACGAUGUGUGGCAAACACGCCUGUUGAGGGUGAUCAGUCACUACAUUAUUUGAUCUCUUGCCUUGAGGACUUGAAAGUAGUUAUUGAUAGAAGAAAGCUAGAUGCCCUUACAGUGGAAACUUUUGGAACUCGAAUAGAGAAGUUGAUUAGGGAAAAGUAUGUGCAACUAUGCGAUCUAGUUGAUGAUGAGAAAGUUGACAUCACAAGUACAAUAAUCGAUGAAGAUACUCCUUUGGAAGAUGAUGUUGUGCGUAGCUUGCGAACCAGCCCUGUUCAUCCUAAUAGAGACCGCACUUCUAUAGAUGACUUUGAGAUCAUAAAACCAAUCAGUCGUGGUGCAUUUGGCCGGGUUUUUUUAGCAAAAAAGAGGACCACCGGGGAUUUGUUUGCCAUUAAGGUUCUUAAGAAGGCAGAUAUGAUACGAAAGAACGCUGUUGAGAGUAUAUUAGCAGAACGUGAUAUUUUAAUAUCAGUCCGUAAUCCCUUUGUGGUUCGCUUUUUCUAUUCAUUUACUUGCCGUGAAAAUUUGUAUCUUGUGAUGGAGUAUUUGAAUGGUGGGGAUCUGUAUUCGCUAUUGAGAAACCUAGGCUGUCUUGACGAAGAUGUGGCUCGUGUUUACAUUGCUGAAGUUGUGCUUGCUCUGGAAUAUUUGCAUUCAUUGCGUGUUGUUCAUCGUGACUUAAAGCCCGAUAAUCUGCUGAUUGCAUGUGAUGGCCAUAUCAAGCUUACAGAUUUUGGGCUUUCAAAAGUUGGUCUUUUAAAUAGUACCGAUGAUCUGUCCGGUCCGGCUGUUAGUGGAACUUCCAUGUUGGACGAUGAUGAAACUCAGCAAUUUGCAUCAGAACAACAACAUGAAAGACGCCAGAAACGCUCUGCUGUAGGCACACCAGACUACCUGGCACCUGAGAUCCUUCUAGGAACAGGGCAUGGUUUCACGGCUGAUUGGUGGUCUGUUGGUGUCAUUCUCUUUGAGUUGAUUGUGGGAAUCCCACCGUUUAAUGCAGAGCAUCCUCAGAAAAUAUUUGAAAACAUUCUCAAUCGUAAGAUACCCUGGCCUCGGGUGCCUGAUGAAAUGAGCACAGAUGCACAGAGUCUGAUUGAUUGCUUACUGACAGAAGAUCCUAAUCAACGUCUCGGAGCCAAUGGUGCUGCAGAGGUGAAGGAGCAUCCUUUUUUCAGAAAUAUUAAUUGGGACACUCUAGCAAGACAAAAGGCUGCUUUUGUCCCUUCUUCGGAGAAUGCAUUGGAUACAAGUUACUUCACCAGUCGAUUUGACUGGAAUCCAUCAGAUGAGCAUGUUUGUGCAGCCAGUGAAUUCGAGGACUCAAGUGAUGAUGGUAGUUUGAGUGGUAGCAGCAGUUGCCUAAGUAAUCGGCAUGAUGAGCUGGGUAAACAAGCUGAGGAAUGGGUGGGUCAUGCUGACUUCGAGUCUGGCUCUUCUGCAAACUACUCUUUUAGUAACUUCUCGUUCAAGAAUCUCUCUCAGCUUGCAUCAAUCAAUUAUGAUCUGCUAAUUAAAGGUUCUAAAGAUGAUCAACCAACAACAACCCCUAACCUAUGACUGUGGAAGCUUUCACCGAGUCUGAACUUUGGGAAGGCACAGUGAAGCAAAAUGCCUUGUAAAUUUUGUAUACGAUGUAUAGGUCCUCAAUGCCUGAAAACCAGCUUGAUGUUGGCAUGCUGCUGAGGUUUGUAAAUAACUGUUUUUAGAUGUUUCUAUUUGGGUCAAUAGCAUUGCUGUAGUUUUGUCCUUCAAUGGUGUACCGUCAUGAUUUUUUCUUCGCGGCAAUGAAAAAGAAACAGUCUCCUUUGUGUUUUUUUUUGUUGCUCAUCUUUCUUGGUGUGUGCGUGCGUGUUUUUUACCAACUG